CGGGAGGCGGAGCUCGGGCUAUAGAGGCUUCCGCCGUGCGGGGCUGUGGCGUCGUGAGGGAAGCGGAGCCGGGAAGCGGAGCCGGGAACCCGGCCGAGUUCGCUACAGAGAUGGUGUCGCUGCUGCCGCGCAUCGAGCGGCUCUCGUCGCGGGUGGUGCGGGUGCUGGGCUGCAACCCGGGGCCCAUGACCCUGCAGGGCACCAACACCUACCUGGUGGGCACCGGGCACAGGAGAGUCCUUAUUGACACCGGGGAGCCAGCUAUUCCUGAAUAUAUCAGCUGUUUAAAGCAGGCACUGUCAGAGUUCAACAUCUCCAUUCAAGAAAUUUUAGUGACACACUGGCAUCGUGAUCAUACUGGUGGAAUACCUGAUAUCUGCAAAAACAUCCCGAAUGGUAGGCCAGAGAUUUCAGACUCAGAAUAUCGCGUGUGUAAGCUCCCUCGUGUCCCUCACCGUGAAGAAACAAUAGAAGGAGGACAUAAAUAUUUUUAUCUUAAAGAUGGAGAUGUGGUGCAGACAGAGGGAGCCACACUCAGAGUUCUAUAUACACCAGGACAUACUGAUGAUCAUAUGGUUUUACAUCUAGAGGAAGAAAAUGCAGUAUUUUCUGGUGACUGUAUUUUAGGAGAAGGAACAACAGUAAUAGAAGACCUGUCUGAUUACCUGAAAACUUUGAAAAAGUUGUUAGAAAUGAAACCAGAUUUGAUAUAUCCAGGUCAUGGCCCAGUAGUACGUGAUGCAAAUACUAGAAUCCAAAACUACAUUUCUCACCGACUUGCACGUGAACAGCAAAUUGUGAAUGUUUUCCAGAAGAAUGCUGGUAAAUCCUAUACAUCCUCAGAGCUUGUAAAGAUAGUAUACAAGGAAAUCCCAGAAAAUUUACUUCCAGCAGCAGAAAGUAACCUCCUAGUCCACUUGAAGAAGCUGGAAAAAGAAGGAAAAGUGUUACGUGAUGAAACUCCCAGCUUCAGAUGGAAAAAUAAUCUAUAAGUUUGGCAAAAUUGCUCAGGUAUAUAUUUAAUUUGCACGGUUGCUGUAUGAAAAAAACAUAAUAAUGAGCUCAGACUAUGUAAAAUAAAAAAUAAUUUUUACUUAUUUUUUUUAUAAAGUGGUAAUAAGUUUAAAGCAACAUUACAGCAAGGUAUGUAAUGUCUUUCACAUUCUACUAUGUUAAAAUUUUUUAAAUAUCCUGGUUAGUAUUGAGUCAAUAAAAUGAAACAAGUGUGAAGAAUUUAAUCUUACCUUUGUUAUAAAAUGCUCAGUUUUAUCAUGAGUGGCAGAAGACAAAUAGCACRGUCUUAUAAACUUAAUAUUACAAUAUCAUAAAACAAUAUUAUGAACUUAAUAAAUCACAUAUAUAAAAGAAAUAUCCAGUUAAAAAAAAAACAGAAUGUGUGUUAUUCUAAACCUGUUUUCACAUGCUUGUUCUUCUCAAAAAGUGAUUUUUCUAGUGAGUUACCUGUAUAUUCUAAAAAACCAAGUUAUUUUUGCUAACAGAUGUAAAUAAUCGGGUUUAUGUUCCUUUUCUAAUUCAGCUGACUGUACUCAUCYUCACUGGUCGCUCAGUGCAAUAGGUGUAACAAACACUGAAGUAAUUUCAGGCAUCUAUGUUUUUUUUUUUUGUGAAAACACCAUUUCUAUGGAAUUCAUUCAAAGGAUUCAUUAGWUUUAACUAACGAGAGUCCAAAAAUGCAUUGAGUUGGAGCAGACUUAAAUUCUGUAUAAGAUUGUGCAAGAAUGUGAUUAAAAAGCUGUAUAAAUUGAGAUAUGUAUUGCACGUUGUAUGAAGUUGACCUUGUUUGUGACAUCAUAACUAACAAUCUUCAAGUUUUGCUCUUAAUCCACUCAAACUACAAAUAUUUAACUAAAAGGUUGUAUUUGGUUGUAAGAUACAUUGUAUAAUGUAUUAAAAUAUGUUUGGAGAUUAAUUUAAACCUCAAGUUCAGUCUCUGUACCUUAUGCUUGUAGAAUAAUGCAUAAAUAUCUGCAUUACUUUGAGUGUUCAAAAUGUGUGACAUUUCUUAAUAUAUACAUUUCUUAUAAUGUUGGCUCAGCCUUAGAAAACAAAAGCAGAUAUGAAAUGUUUGAAAGUAUUGAGGACAAYUUAUGUUCUUGAAAACCUUUCUCAGUCCUGUACCCUCAUUUGUGAAACAUGCAUUUGUUUGGGUACUUAAGGCAUGUCUUAAUAAUUGACAUUUUUUAUGAAGCUGGUGGCACUUGUUCUGAUCAGCUGAGACAAAUCCAAAACAAAAAUAGUCCCAAAAAUAGCAGUCCAUAACAGAAAUCGUAUUCUGAAGUAGUAGCCAGACCCCUGAAGAAGGGGAAUAAUCACUUACUGCUAAAAUGAUUCUUCUUGCAAAUUCCAUUGAUCUGAAAUUUGGCCACAUUGUGACACAUGCUCACUUUCAACUUUUUGUGCAGUGUCAUUUUGAGGUCUUUCUCAGGUCUCCUAGGUUUCAUUCCUAUUGUAUUUUCUGUUUACUUGAAUUUUCCAGACACUUUUUAGCUCUUCCUCCACAAAAUAUUUUUUUUCUUCCAUUUUUUAAUAAUUACUCAGUUUUCACAUGGACUUCUUUCCAUUAAUACUUAGUUUUCCUGUAGCUGUUCCAUGAAUUUGUAGUUACCUGUUCCAGUAUUAGGAAUAAAAACAUAAUUAUCGCUGCUAUUUUGAAAAUGAAGAAAAGRUAAUUCACAUCCUCUGAAUGGUAUCAUUUUGCUUCAGGAAAACAGAAAUAUCAGUGAAACGACACGGUUUUCUGUCAUGAGGUCGGAGAACCUAAGACAGCAGGAAACUGGUAUGAAGAGGUGAUGUCUUACUACUUUUCUGAGCUGAUGAAGAAAUCUAAUGUCACUUAGUGAUUUUCUUCUGUUUUACUAUAAAUUUUUAAAUACAUGAAAACRGCCUUAGAAUUUAAUUAAAGGAUUGUUGGAACUUGAAGAGAACAAAGAAAGCAAGAGGAUACAAAUAGCGAACUCCAUGUUCCAUGCUGUCCUGCAGCAAAUGCCUGACAUGUCCAAAAAAAACCCAAGGAAAAGGGCUGUUCAACCAGACAAGUCAUUAAUGAUUGUGUAUGGGUGUCUUUGGAAUAUAAGGAUCAGAAAUUGCACUGUUACUGAGAUGUAUAUAUAAUAAAAUAUACUUUGCUAUGGCAUGUUGAAAGUCUGAAAGCUCCUUAAUUAUGUCAAAUGAAAUGUUUAUCUUAAAACGGUAGUGAUGUAAGCUAUACGGCAUGUAUGCAUAAAAAUGGGGAUCAGCCUGUUCACAUCCCUUGUGGGGAAGAUGUUCAUCUGUGCAGAAUGCAUUGUAAGAUGCAAAUAAAAAGAGGAGAAAGGGCUACUUCUGUCUUACCAGGUUAAAAGGGCUAAUAUGAGUUGCUGGGAUAACUUCAUCUAAACAGCUGGGGAYAGAAGAUGGAGGGAGCACAAAUUGUGUUUCCAGCCUUCUUGACAGCUAAUUUUAAGAACCUGCCCUGAGAAGGAAUCAUUAUGUUUAAGACCUAGCAGUUUGAUGGUAGGUAUAAUCUCGAAGUUUUCCAUUCUGUUUCUUGCUAAUUUGCUUAU
This is a messenger RNA of Malurus melanocephalus (red-backed fairy wren), 3563 nucleotides long. It is a transcript of the gene LACTB2, whose product is annotated as lactamase beta 2. Gene Ontology annotation, molecular function: single-stranded RNA binding; RNA endonuclease activity. The transcript has 7 exons. The record is from RefSeq and is a predicted model, not a curated record. Bases 111 to 992 code for a protein of 293 amino acids. Lineage: Eukaryota; Metazoa; Chordata; Aves; Passeriformes; Maluridae. Gene Ontology annotation, cellular component: mitochondrial matrix.